Syzygium oleosum is the source of this 1253-nucleotide messenger RNA. RefSeq names its product alpha-1,3-mannosyl-glycoprotein 2-beta-N-acetylglucosaminyltransferase-like. NCBI's taxonomy places the organism in Eukaryota, Viridiplantae, Streptophyta, Magnoliopsida, Myrtales, Myrtaceae. The transcript has 10 exons. The coding region runs from base 198 to 1253 and encodes 351 amino acids. Gene Ontology annotation, molecular function: acetylglucosaminyltransferase activity. The record is from RefSeq and is a predicted model, not a curated record.
AUCAUCAAAGCACAAGACGAAAGAACAAAGCGCCAUUAAAGCCUUCUCGGAAUCCUCGACCUCCUCUCGCUAGCUGGACCUGAUCCGUUGCGUUUUCCGGUCGGCCAUGUUCCGUGCCCGCGCGACGCCCUCGCCGCCGCGUGAUCUUCACGGCUCGCUGCGGCGAAUCCCCUCCCCCCCGCCGCUCCGGAGGGACGAUGGUGAACAAGUUCCUCUACGACUUCCGGUUCCUCCUCCUCGCCGCGGCGGUGGCGUUCAUCUACAUCCAGAUGCGUCUUUUCACAACACAAUCGGAAUAUGCCGAUCGACUUGCUGCUGCUGUUGAAGCCGAGACUCGUUGUACAAGUCAAAUGCGAAAACUAAUUGAUCAGAUAAGCAUGCAAGAAAGCCGUAUUGUGGAGCUAGAAGUCAAAGGCCUUCAAAGAUGUACGGACAAAAUACAAACCCAAGUGGCAGCAGUGGUGAUCGUGGCAUGCAACCGCGCUGAUUAUCUUGAGAGGACCAUUAAGUCUAUCUUGAAUUAUCAGAAUGCUGUUGCUUCAAAGUACCCACUUUAUGUAUCCCAGGAUGGGUCUGAUCCACAAGUUAGAAAGAAGGCCUCGAGUUAUGAUCAGUUAACCUACAUGCAGCAUUUGGAUUCUAAGCCGGUGCAAAACCGAAAGGCCUGGGGAGUUUUGAUUGCAUACUCUACAGAAAUUGCACCCGAUAUCGAUUUCUUCUGCUAUUGCUUUGAUAGGUUUUUGUGCCAAUCUCAUGCGCGUUCAUAUCAGGGCAUGACGAAUGGGGCAUUGGAUGAACUAUUCCACAAACAUAACCUCGAUCGACUGCUCAUCCUUCUCGCCUCCGUGGCCACGGCCACCGCCGCCGGCGCCGGCGUUCACGCCGGCACAGCGUCGUACUACAGCUCUCCGUAUCUACCGACGGUGUGCAACGGAGACGAUCCAUCCCAGCUUCCUUCGAACGGCAUGUUCGCGGCGGCGGGCGACGAGCUCUGGGAUAACGGCGCCGCCUGUGGUCGGGAAUAUACGGUGCGCUGCGUCAGCUUGUCGCGGUCCAUCCCUGGAAACUGCACGGACGAUGAUCCGAUCAGGGUCAAGAUCAUCGACUGGGCACGCUCGUCGAAAUCCGCAGCGGCGGCGUCGGCGUCCAAGCAGGCCGGCGAGGAGGGCGGCGCAUUGGUCCUGUCCGAGAGAGCGUUUAAAUCGAUCGCUAAGCCGUUCGCGGAUUCGAUCGGUGUCGAAUAUCAAGCGUAA